AUUUCCAUUUUAACCAUUCAAUACUCUCAAAAAUAUGUUAAGAUCUCAACAUGUUCUGUUUCGGUGAUAUAAUUAAAUAUAAUGAAACUCUAUGAAUUAUAUUUCAGAACACAGCCGUUUUGUCCGAAGAAGACAAUACUCUAUGGCCCUUCUACAACUUUUGGUGUACGAGGUAGAAGAAGAAGAUAAGAUUUAUGGUUGUGCUGAUUUGGAAUAGUUUUGCUUUGCGAAAAUAAUUGAGUUAAUUACAUAGAGAAAUUCGACCAAAAAUGAGGGAAAUUGUACAUGUUCAAGCUGGCCAAUGCGGAAACCAAGUGGGAGCAAAGUUUUGGGAGGUGAUAUCGGAUGAGCAUGGCUUGGAUCCAUGUGGAAACUAUCAUGGCAACUCUGAUCUCCAACUGGAAAGGAUAAACGUUUACUUUCAAGAAGCUUCUGGUGGAAAUUUUGUACCUAGAGCCGUACUAGUUGAUUUGGAGCCAGGCACAAUGGAUAGCAUCAGAUCGGGUUGUUUCGGACGACUUUUCCGGCCAGAUAACAUGGUUUUCGGACAAUGGGGUGCUGGAAACAAUUGGGCAAAGGGUCAUUAUUCUGCAGGGGCUGAAAUAAUCGACUCUGUUAUGGAUGUAGCAAGAAGGGAAAUUGAAACCUGUGAUUGCUUACAAGGUUUUCAAUUGUGCCACUCUCUAGGAGGUGGUACUGGUUCAGGUUUGGGAACUCUAAUAAUAGCCAAGUUACGCGAGGAAUACCCAGAUAGGAUCAUAAAGACCUACUCCAUAUGCCCGUCCCCAAAAACCUCUGAUACCGUCGUGGAACCCUACAAUGCGACCUUGUCAGUUCAUCAGCUAGUCGAAAAUUCAGAUGAAACUUUUUGCAUAGACAAUGAAGCAUUAUAUGACAUAUGCUUUAGAACAUUAAGACUAGCUCUUCCCACUUACGGCGACCUAAACCAUCUGGUCUCAGUCACCAUGUCUGGGGUGACCACCUGCUUGAGAUUUCCGGGACAGCUCAAUGCCGAUCUGCGUAAACUCGCGGUCAACAUGGUGCCUUUCCCAAGGCUUCAUUUUUUUAUGCCCGGUUUCGUGCCUCUUAGUUCAAGGUGUUGCGUUCAGUAUAGGUCUAUGACAGUCCCAGAGCUGACCCAGCAGAUGUUCGACGCGAAGAAUAUGAUGGUAGCUUGUGAUCCUAGAUGCGGAAGAUACUUAACAGUAGCUGCAGUUUUCCGUGGCAGGAUGUCCGUCAAAGAAGUUGAUGAACAGAUGCUCAACAUCCAGAACAAAAACAGCCCAUAUUUUGUGGAAUGGAUACCAAACAACGUCAAGACGGCUGUGUGCGAUAUACCCCCAAGAGGGUUGAAGAUAUCAGCUACCUUCAUAGGGAACUCCACAGCCAUCCAGUUGAUAUUCAAGAGGUUGGACGUCAGAUUCAACGCAAUGUUCAGAAGGAAGGCCUUCCUACAUUGGUACACUGCUGAGGGUAUGGAUGAGAUGGAGUUUACUGAGGCUGACUCCAAUAUGAACGACCUCGUGAGUGAGUAUCAGCAGUACGAAACCUGCGAUGUUGAAUACAUGCAUGAAGAGGAGGAAGAAGAGGAAGAAGAAGAAUGAAGUGUUAUAGAACUCGAGGCAUAAUUUAAGUUUUCUUUGAAAUUUUGUUUAUUUUGGUUAUCACUUAAAAUUUUUAUGGUUUUGAGUAUUUCCCAUGUACGAGUAUAAGUUUUUAAAGUAACUGAGCUGUGAUAAGAUAAAUUAGAUUUAAAUAUAGAUAAAUAUUUUUUAUUGUUUCACUUAUCUAUGUAUUUUGGUUUUACUUUGGUGAUGUAUUUCUUAAAAACGUUAUUAACAGUGGACUCUUGCAACUUCAAAUAAUUUAAUUGAUUCGAAGGUGGCACGCACGGUACUUGAAUGACAGCUGUUUGAAGUUUUCCAUUAGAAUGGAUGAUUUCAGUGCUGAUAUAUUUGAAACUUUCAUCUUAAUUUGUGUGACUUUCUUAGCCAUUACUUUAUUCGUUCUAGCAGCCUUCCAAUCGACUUUUGACAAAUUGAUAUGUCGAGAUUCUUAUGACCAAGUUCAUUAUUUUUCACCCAAUGGAUAUUUCCCGCAAGUUAUAUGUGAAAAUUGUGGGAUGUUUCGGUUUCGCAGUUCAUUUUGCUGCCGUCGAAUUCACUCCUUUUCUGUAAGAAUCUACCUCAGGGAAUUAAAACAGGACAGGAAAUGAAUUAUAAGAGUUUUUAUGUUGACAUUUUUUUUUUUUGAAAAUGAUGAAAUUCUUUGUUACUUCAUAAUAACUUACUGCUCAGGAUUGAACAUUUUCGAGCUUAAAUAAACUGAUCUGAAAAUAAAUUAAUUUUCUGACUGGCUAAAUCUUGAAUCAUUUCGUUUGGUGAACAAUCAUCAGUGAUGUAUCUGGUCACGCAGCAACAAAUCCAACACGAAAAAUAAUCAGUUUUCACAAACUCUAAGCUUCUAAAAGAUCUCGCAAAAAUCAGAGUCUUAUGAGAGCCGAGAUUAAACAAAAAAUCUGCGAACGGAAUUUUCUACUGAACAAACAAAAAUUUACAUUAUACAUAAUUUGUUUCAAAAUGCAAAUCCAAAAAUAUUAUUGAUUUUAUUAUUAAUUAAUUGACGUAUUUUAUGAAUACUAUGCCUACAAAUAUCGGUGCACCCACUCCUUGUUGAAAAUGUUUAAGAUCUUUUAAAUUCAGUCUGAUUUGGAUGAGAUUGGCCAAACUUCAGUUGAUUUCCUUAUAGAUUCUCGAGGCUCUCACUUCACAUUAAGCCGUCGUUUCAUAGAAAUACAUAAUAGUUAUAAUAGGCUAAUAUUAGUGUUCUGUGGUGAAAGCUUCAAGAAUUCGGGGAAUCCCCGGACCAACUUCAGUCUCUAGUCGGUUCAAAAGAGUACCAAAGAAAAUAAUAAUUCCCAUUGCUAGGAAUUGAAAAAUUCUUUGGCUUACCUUCUCAAAAAAGUUUUGGAAAUUGAGAUGAUUAUUGAUUAUACUAUUCAGUUGAUUCAAUGUAAUAAUUUAAAUACCAUAAGGUCUGAAGGAACGUAACCAACCAAAUUUUAA
Messenger RNA from Harmonia axyridis, 3065 nucleotides. RefSeq names its product tubulin beta chain-like. The transcript has 5 exons. Bases 270 to 1604 code for a protein of 444 amino acids. Gene Ontology annotation, cellular component: microtubule; cytoplasm. The record is from RefSeq and is a predicted model, not a curated record. Gene Ontology annotation, biological process: mitotic cell cycle; microtubule cytoskeleton organization. Lineage: Eukaryota; Metazoa; Arthropoda; Insecta; Coleoptera; Coccinellidae. Gene Ontology annotation, molecular function: GTP binding; structural constituent of cytoskeleton; GTPase activity.